Nematolebias whitei (Rio pearlfish) is the source of this 1922-nucleotide messenger RNA. It is a transcript of the gene gipc1, whose product is annotated as GIPC PDZ domain containing family, member 1. Bases 499 to 1512 code for a protein of 337 amino acids. The record is from RefSeq and is a predicted model, not a curated record. The transcript has 7 exons. Gene Ontology annotation, molecular function: protein binding. Lineage: Eukaryota; Metazoa; Chordata; Actinopteri; Cyprinodontiformes; Rivulidae.
UCAUGGUUCCACCCUGCUUGGCUGGCUUUAAGCUAAUCAGCUACGACAUACCGACACAUACAAACACACACACACCGACACACACAAACACACACACACACACACAUACUUACAAAUCUAAUCGGGAUAACAAUAAGUGCCAGGAAAAAGCAGGUUAAUACAAACACUAAACUGUAUCAGUAGUGGAACAUUGUUUUCUUACAGCUAACACCGGAGCCGUUAGCAGGCUGAGCUAACACACAGGAAGAGCUGGAAGUCUUGCUCCGGGAGGAGCACUUUCCUCUUCAGGUUGCUGGACUGGACAGAUCCAGCUAUGUGAGCUGCUCUGAUGUGUGGACGCUUGAAUCGAUACAGCGCCUGGCUGAGACGGCUUUUGAGCUGGUCUAGACAACCAAGCUGUCACUGUGACAUAAACACUCGACGGAUCUGCAGCUGAUUCAGCUGAACAGGUUUAUGUUGGUCUGGAUCGUGGCAUAACUCCCUCGAGCGGCGUCGACUAUGCCACUGGGACUGGGAAGAAGGAAGAAAGCGUCCCCUUUGGUUGACAAUGAGGAAGCGGAACCCAUUCGCGCCGGCCUCAAUUUGCCAGGUAUGGAAGGCCUGGAUGGAGGAGUAGUCGGGCUGGGGGAAGCUGCUGCCUCUGAGGGCCUUCCUCCGCCUCCAAACAACAUGAGACCUCGGCUCAUCUUCCACACCCAGCUCGCUCACGGGAGCCCCACUGGCCGCAUCGAGGGCUUCAGUAAUGUGAGGGAACUUUAUGCCAAGAUCAGCGAGGCUUUUGGGAUACCACCGUCUGAGGUUAUGUUUUGCACACUGAACACUCACAAGGUGGACAUGGAGAAACUGUUGGGAGGGCAGAUCGGGCUGGAGGACUUCAUUUUUGCCCACAUUAAAGGUCAGAAGAAAGAAAUUGAAGUGUUCAAAGGAGAAGAUGCUCUGGGGUUGACAAUCACUGAUAAUGGAGCUGGCUAUGCUUUCAUCAAGAGAAUUCGGGAGGGAAGCGUCAUCCACCAAAUCCAGGUCAUCAAUGUGGGCGACAUGAUCGAGUCGAUCAAUGGUCAUCGGCUCAUCGGCUGUCGACACUAUGAAGUUGCCAAAAUGCUGAAGGAGCUUCCCAAAGGGAAAAUGUUUACCAUUAAGCUGGUGGAGCCUCUGAAAGCCUUUGACAUGAUCAGUCAGAGGUCAGGAGGUUCCAGGUCGGCCUCGGGGGUUCAGCUGGGGACGGGCAGAGGGACCCUCCGUCUGCGCUCUAAAGGUCCUGCCACAGUGGAGGAGCUGCCUUCUGCAUUUGAGGAAAAAGCCAUUGAGAAGGUGGACGAUCUGCUCGAGAGCUACAUGGGCAUUCGAGACAGUGAACUCGCGGCCACCAUGGUGGAGCUGGGCAAAGACAAAAAGAACCCAGACGAGUUUGCGGAAGCUUUAGACGAGACUCUGGGAGAUUUCGCCUUCCCCGACGAGUUUGUCUUUGACGUCUGGGGCGCCAUCGGAGAUGCCAAGGUUGGCCGGGUGUGAACUAACGGAGCGGAACGGUCUUUCUGGACUUUACACUCGCAACAUUCACUAGAAAACACAACACUCCCAUCACGAGUUAGUUUUUAUUCCACUGCACUCCUAGUUUGAUUUCUGCGUUCCUAUCCUUUGGGGAGACCAAGUGGAUGAUCCAUUUACGUGAAAAGAAAGGUGACUGCAAUGACUUCCCAAGUGCGUUUAUUUGUCUUCCAGUGUUUUUUUUUUUUUCUUUCUUCCUUUCUAGGAAAACACAAGCACUCCGAGAAUUCACUUUGACUGAAACACUUGAACCUGCAUGUUGUUGCUGUAGUUUCUGGCAGGGAGCCAAGAUCAGCACAGGUUAUCUGAAAUGGGAGAAAUGGAAAAACAAAUUAAAAGAAGCGUGCUAUUUUUUUUUUUUUUUUUUUGUAAAU